UAAAAGUAUCACGUCAUUUGCAGUUUCCAUUGAGCCACUUUACUUGAAACAUCUUGCCUCUCCGUGGUCCAUAAGUUUGAUAAUUAAGAAUUUAAAAGUGCAUAGAUUUGAAGAAUAAAUCUUUCUCUGAUUUCCAAAAAAGAAUAAAACGUUCAAACAUUUGGGUACGCUCAUCCCCAAAAUUUUAGACGCCAAAUCGAAUCGACGCAAUCAUUGGUUUUUUGACAGUCUUUCCGGACCGCAGCAUAUGCUGCAAGCCACUUUCAUCAUUUUUUAAUCAAAAAUAUCUAAGCUCAGGAAUUAAUUGAGGUACUACAAAAGAUAUCUUACAUUUGGACAUUUUUAUGAACAUUCAUAUGCUGCUUUGGGUACUCAGAGUCCCAAAAGAGGCGAAAGAGUUAACCCCAUAAUUAAGAUUCCAUAAGUAAUAUAUUUUCCGUUCAGAUGUCAAUGGAAAAAAUCAGUAUACUUUUUCCGGACAACAGUGAUGGUGAGGAAUGCUUUGGAGAAUUUGACGACAAUGAGUUUAUCAAAAACGAAGAAAUAUUUCAAGAAAAUUUGAACUCGGAUCUCGGCAAAAGCAUUCCUAGUAUCGCGAAGACAAAUAUCUGUCUACUUUUUCCGGACCACAGCGAUGAUGAGGAGGAUUUUGAAGGUUUUGAUGAAAAUGAAUUGAUGACAGUAGACGUAAAUGUAAAGGAAGAGAAAGAGGAAUCCCAGGAAAAUUUGAGCCAAGAUCUAGGCGAGUACACUUCCACUGUUGAUGAUAUUAUUGCUUCUGGGCAAGAGGGACAAAAAGAAGGUGAUAUAAAAAUAACUUGGUCCAAAGACUAUGCAAACUCUUCACAUGGUGAAUCAUUAAAUAAUUAUCCAUUUGGUGCGAUUAAGAUAGAGUUGGACAAUGAAGAUUUUUCACCAUAUAAUGUUUUUCUGGAGACUUUAUGUUUCACAGAACUUGCAAAUCUUAUCUGUAGUGAGAGUGAGCUUUAUAUGUACCAGAAGGGUCAUCGUUUUGAAUUGAAGGAAGAUGAGCUGAAGGCUUUUUUGGGUAUAAAUAUGAUCAUGAGUUACCAUGUUUUGCCCAGUUUUAAGGAUUAUUGGUCAAAGGAUCCAGACAUUCAUGUUCCGUACAUUGCUUCAGUUAUGACGAGAAAACGAUUCCUGGAAAUUCGAAAUGCUCUUCACUUUAACGAUAAUCUCAUGGCGGAUAAAAGUGAUAGGGCAUAUAAAGUACGUCCUUUGAUAAAUCACUUUAAUAUGUGUUUCCAGAAGACUAAAGAGCCAACCAAGCAACAAACUAUUGGUGAGCAUAUGAUCAAAUUUAAGGGAAAAAAUGCAAUGAAGCAAUAUGUUCACAAAGGUCCCAUAAAAUGGGGUUUUAAAAUGUGGUGCCGUUGCGACUCAACGUCAGGAUAUCUCUUCGAAUUUGACCUAUGCCAAGGUAAAAAGUCUCAGUCACAGUAUGAAUUGGGCGAAGGAGUAGUCCUGAAACUCUGCAAAGAAAUUGAAAAUAUUGGUUGUGAAGUGUUCUUCGAUAAGUUUUUCAAUACAGUCCGACUGCAAUGUAUUUUGCUGAGAAAAAGAAUCUUUGCAUGUGGCACCGUCCAAAAACAUCGCAGACAUUUGCCAGACCUGAUUCCAGACAGAAAGAUGAAGACAGGAGAUGUUGAUUGGCGGUCUUCAGGACGCAUUGUAUGUGUAAAGUGGAUGGACACAUGCUCGGUCACGCUUCUCUCAAAUUACAUAUCACCAAUGGAAAUGGUAAAAGUGCAGAGGCAGCAGUCUGAUACAUCAGAGAAGUUACAGCUCAAUUGUCCGAAAAUUAUCCAAAACUAUAAUCAACACAUGAAUGGGGUGCAUAUUAUGAACCUGAAAAAAUCAUAUUAUGACCAUGAUAGAAAGAGUACGACAAAAUCUUAUCUGAAAUUAUUCUUCGACUUAAUGGACAUUGGUAUGAACAAUGCGUGCAUCGUUUACAAUGAAAUGUCACAGGAGAGGGGCAUUGGAAGUCUCACACUGCUUGAGUUCAGGCAGGAAGUAGCCAGGUGUCUCAUUGGUGACUAUAUGGGUCGGACACGAGCACCUCCCGCUAUUAAACCAUCCAAUGAACUAUGCCAACCUCUCGAGCACUGUCCAAUUUGGGCAGAAACUAGAAGCAGGUGCUAUCUAUGUUACAGAAAAAAUAAAGUGGACAGCAGGAUCUUUUGUAAAUGUGAAGGAUGCAAUGUGUAUCUAUGCUUCAAUUCAGCACGCAACUGCUUCAGAGAGUAUCAUAAUGAACCAUGGGAACCAUGGCAAUUCUAGUGCUGCGUUUAGGUAUUUAGAGAAAUCUUAUACAACUGACGCACUAUGUUGGAGCAAGCUUAAAAUUAAUAAAAAUUAUUAAAAUAGUUUGGAACCAA
Messenger RNA from Phlebotomus papatasi, 2402 nucleotides. Its product is annotated as piggyBac transposable element-derived protein 2-like. NCBI's taxonomy places the organism in Eukaryota, Metazoa, Arthropoda, Insecta, Diptera, Psychodidae. The record is from RefSeq and is a predicted model, not a curated record. The transcript has 3 exons. Bases 445 to 2304 code for a protein of 619 amino acids.